AUGAAGAUGGAGUCCGCCGUGGACUCAGCGUCGACCGCGAGCGAAGUCAGCGGCUCCAGUGGGGGCUCGCCGAGAGUGAAGGCUGCGUCGCCGGCCAGAGCGCUCAGCCCGCCGCUGCUGGCGCCGAGGCUGCCUCUCCCGCCGCCGGGGCUGGGGCUGCUGGGCUCGCUGCAGAUGAUGCACCACUCGCCGCUGGAGCUGAUGGCGGCCGCUCACCACCACGGCCCGCCGCGCUACGGCAGCCCGCCGCCGAUAUCCACCUCCGACCCGUCAGCCAACGAGUGCAAGCUGGUGGACUAUCGAGGCCAGAAGGUCGCGGCCUUCAUCAUCCAGGGCGACACGAUGCUCUGUUUACCGCAGGCCUUCGAGCUGUUCUUGAAGCAUCUAGUGGGCGGGCUGCAUACAGUGUACACGAAGCUCAAGAGACUGGACAUAGUGCCGCUGGUGUGCAAUGUAGAGCAGGUUCGAAUCCUGAGAGGCCUGGGCGCGAUACAGCCCGGCGUGAACCGCUGCAAGCUGCUCUCCUGCAAGGACUUCGACGUGCUCUACCGAGACUGCACCACGGCAAGGUGCCUGUCAAUGAAAGCGCCAGACAGCUCUAGACCGGGGCGACCUCCGAAGCGUGCCUCGGGUGUGGGCCUGUCGCUAGCCGCCACCCAAUUCCCUGGACACCCCUUCAAGAAGCAUCGCCUUGAGAACGGAGAUUACUCCCCAUACGAAAACGGACAUAUGAGUGAUAUGGCUCGUAUGGACAAGUCCCCCCUGCUCGCUAAUGGGUACAACGCGCCCCCCACGCACCUGGGACCCAUGGGCUUCAUGCAUCAGCACGCACUCAUGUCCCCCAGCAUGCACCACGGAGUACCUCGACCUGACGGAUCCAUCAUCAAAGGCCAGCCGAUGCAUAACAUGGAGGCACUGGCGAGAUCUGGUAUUUGGGAGAAUUGUAGAGCAGCUUACGAAGACAUCGUAAAACAUCUAGAAAGGUUGCGGGAUGAGAGAGGUGAUAUCGAACGUGUGAUAGCGAUGGACAAAGCACGCGAGGGUUCACAUAACGGCUCCUCUCCAGGUCACAGUCCUGUCUUGAACCUCUCGAAAUCAGGUUCUGGAGAACGGGAACGGGAAAGGGAACGAGAGCGUGAACGUGGGGAGAGGGGGGAGGGUUCUGCCAGUGGUCGAAGCUCAGCAGCUUCUCGCCGCACGCCCCAACCUCCCCGCAUACCAUCCACAGCAGCAGCUGCUUCACCCAGAUCUCAUACUGACGAAAGUGAUCCUGGUCUAUCUGACCAAGAAGACCAUAAUGUUAAAGACGAAGAUGACGGCGCCGAGUUGAGUGACGGUGAGCGUGAUAUGCCAACGAAUACUUCACCAGCUGCUGUCAACUACCCGACUCAAGGAUCUCCCUCAAACGUGCCCGUGGACCCGUCAGCAGACACCCUGGUCUCCUCGACGGAAACUCUCCUGAGGAACAUUCAGGGGCUGCUCAAGGUCGCAGCAGACAACGCCCGCCAGCAAGAACGACAGAUUAGCUACGAAAAAGCCGAACUAAAAAUGGACGUACUAAGAGAACGAGAAGUGAAAGACAAUUUGGAAAGACAACUACUCGAUGAGCAGAAGAUGAGAGUUAUGUAUCAGAAGAGACUAAAAAAGGAAAGAAAACAACGACAACAAAUACAAGAACAGUUAGAAAUGGAACUUAAGAGACGGCAGAAGAUUGAAGAAGCAUUGAAGCAAUCGGGAGCGCCUUCUGAGAUACUCAGAAUAGUCACUGAGAAUCUAUCACCGCCCCCAGAGAAUAGGGAACGCGAGAAUGGUACGGAGAGCAAGCCGCCAAGCACGGAGCCGCCCACCACGUCACCACCUUUCCAGCGUGACCCACCACGCACACCAGACAAACCACAAUGGAACUACCCACCACCACCCGUUGAUAUCAUGAGCGGAGGUGCAGCCUUCUGGCAAAAUUACUCCGAAUCCCUGGCGCAGGAGUUGGAAAUGGAGCGCAAAUCUCGUCAGCAGGCGAUGGAGCGUGACGUCAAGAGUCCACUGUCAGACCGCGCUGGUUACUACAAGAACUCAGUGUUGUUCAGCUCAGCCACUUAG
Messenger RNA from Danaus chrysippus (African queen), 2097 nucleotides. The record is from the annotation of a GenBank genome assembly. NCBI's taxonomy places the organism in Eukaryota, Metazoa, Arthropoda, Insecta, Lepidoptera, Nymphalidae.